UCCAGACCAGUAUUGCGCGUGGCACUAAACCUGAGAUAAAGUUACUCUUCAAACAGCACAAUACCCUGGAGUUGGACUUUUGCUCCAACUUGGAGGUUUAGCUGGAAAUUGAAUAUUGUCCAGGUGCAUUGGAAGCCCCCUCCAGAGCAAGGGGGCGUGAGAAUAUCAUUCCAUUAUCCCACAAUGAGAGCGCUUUUCCCGGUUUUUGUGUAUUGCAUCAGCCUGCUCUCCACACAACUGCUGGCUCUACCGGUGGGAAACAGGUUGGACUUCAUGACAAGACUCCAAGAGCUAAGAGAGAAAUCCACCAUCUCUCCAGACAUUACUGAGCGCUCAAACACUGACCAUGGUGUUUCCAUUGAUCGCACCACUUUAUGGAGGGCCAUCCUGUCCAGAGCGCCACCUGCAGACCUAACAGGGAACCAACUCCAGUCCACCGUAACACUCGAGAGCCCUAAACAGAGAGAGCGACGUCACGUGCACUCACGAGGGCACCACAGCCACCAUCACCCCCAGCUAAUGCGUGUGGGAUGCGUCCUAGGCACAUGCCAGGUACAAAACCUCAGCCAUCGCCUCUACCAGCUGGUUGGGCAAAGCGGACGGGAAGACUCUCCCAUCAACCCGCGCAGUCCACACAGCUACGGAUGAGUCUAGAGGCUAAAACCAAGACCAAGAAAACAGCGUUACACAUAUCUGUCUAUUAAAUUGCAAUAGGAACCUGCUGUAGGACUCUUCCCUCCUCCUCUCUGCGUUGGUUUUCUGGAGUGUAUACUGUGCCUUUUUGGGACAGAAAGGAUGUUUUGUUACUUGAUGGCGGCUUCUCUGUGCCUAUGAAACACUUUUUUGGUACUCUUAAUUUUGGCAUUAUCGUCUUAAGUCUUAAUAAGAUAAGAGAUUACUCCAGGCUCUGCCGCAUUAUAUCCCGACUCAUCUAUUUAACUUCUACACCACUGAUCAAACCAUCUGAGCCCCUAAAGUGGAUUUCAAAAAGGUGCGCGAUUGGAUUUCUGUCAAUCUGAAGCCCUGUGUGAUUCAAAAGACUUUGAACCCUCUCACCUCGUGUCUGCAAGACGAUUUUAAGAAGAAACCAGACUUGUUUUUUUUUACAGUGGGUUCAAGAACGACGUCUGAUACCUUCUUACCUGAAUGCCUACACCAACUUAAAUCUUGGGUUUUAAACAAUGGCGAAUUGUGAAUUUAUAAACACAGUGGUCCCUCGGUUGAACCCGCAGUAGCAAUUGUUGCUGAAUCUGGAUUAACACAUUGUUUCUUUUCAGAGCACUGAGGUCUGGCGCCUGAAAUAUUACACUUCACGUGAAGUCACGAGAAUGAGUUAUAAUCCUAAAGGUCUCAGUUUCCACUCCGACUGAAUCAUGCUGGGCCUUACCACAUUUCAUAAACAGACCCAAGACCUUUCUGAGCAUUUCUAAUUGAUGCUUAUAACUCAUUUAGAAAUGAACCAGCUCCUAAACACAGGCGGAACUAGCCCAUUUUGAUUGCCAAAUCACUUUUGAGUCAUGAGUGUAUAUGCAAAAACGACUAAAUACGCUGUAUUGUGCAUGCAAAGUCAGAUGGCAACUAAAGAAACAAUAUGUGCAUGUGCAGAUAAUGAUGAAACAAACUAAAACUAAAAACAAGCACAAAAAUCAUGCAUCUUGGAUUUUGGGUGCAAAAAUGCAAAGUGAAAACUGACCAAAACAACAAUGGUCGACUACAGGACCAUAUGUGUGUAUGCACCUAGUGUUUCUCUACAAUAUAACGUUGCCAUCUACUGGCCUG
Molecule: messenger RNA, 1779 nt
Organism: Danio rerio (zebrafish)
Lineage: Eukaryota; Metazoa; Chordata; Actinopteri; Cypriniformes; Danionidae
Gene: adm2a
Product: adrenomedullin 2a
Cellular component (GO): extracellular region
Molecular function (GO): hormone activity
Source: RefSeq, marked provisional